AUCAAGAGCACUACUAAAGUACUUAGGAUUGAAACAAAGGAAAAGAGAAAGAAUAGCCAAACCCAAAAUAACUAUGUCUGUGAGUAACUCAUCAUCACUUGUUCUAAUCACUUUGAUAUUGGCCACGUCGUGCCUAGUCUCCGAGAGCCGUGUUGCAAGAAAAGACUUGGGUAUAGACCUUGGCGGGAUAGGGAUCGGUACUGGCAUCGGCAUCGGCAUAGGCGUUGGUGGAGGUGGAUCCGGAUCCGGUGCUGGUGCCGGGUCUGGAUCCGGAGGAGGAGGAGGAUCAAGCUCUUCUUCCUCAUCUAGCUCCAGUUCUUCUUCGAGCUCUGGUGGUGGUGGAGGCGACGCGGGAUCAGAAGCUGGAUCAUACGCGGGGUCACAUGCCGGGUCUGGUUCGGGUGACGUUCCGGGUAGCCGUAGAAGAGGAGGUGGAGGAGGAGGAGGUCACGGUGGAGGAGGUGGAGGAGGAGGGGGUCGUGGUGGAGGAGGUGGAUCCGGUAACGGAGGAGGGUACGGUGAAGGCGGUGGAUAUGGAGGAGGAUACGGUGGUGGCGACGACUAAAUGUGUAAUAUCGCAUGCAUGCAUGUGUUUUACGUAAUAAUUAUGAGUAUGUUUAUUUUCAAAAAAAUUGCUUCGGAAAAUAAUAGCCUAAAGUGGGUGAGUAAAGGAGAUGGAAAAAGCUUCGAAAUUGUAUGGUUAAUUAUGUAUUCUUCCAUAUUCAAAAUAGAUUAUUGGUGUUUGUAGAUGUGUUUACUUAUGUACUAUAUACUUCCAAUUAUAAUAGUUAAGAAUUUGUAUACGAUGUAGUGUUUUUUUUUUUUGGUUUUAAUACGAUGUAGUGUUUUUAUUCCC
Eutrema salsugineum is the source of this 856-nucleotide messenger RNA. Its product is annotated as glycine-rich protein DOT1. NCBI's taxonomy places the organism in Eukaryota, Viridiplantae, Streptophyta, Magnoliopsida, Brassicales, Brassicaceae. The record is from RefSeq and is a predicted model, not a curated record.